AUGAGUCCUUACGAUAAGGGAGCUAAAUUAAUAUGUUUCAAGGUGGAGGGUAUACAAGGACACAUCAUAGCCGAGGGUUCAGAGAGCAGCAGCAAUGAACUCAAGUACAUGCAAGUGUUGGACUCUGAUAAGAAUGUAGUUGUUGAUCUACUCAACUUGACUUUGGUGAGGUGUGAAGAUGGUCAGGAAGCGUACCGUCUAGUCAGUAACGAUGGGGAAAGUGGUGACGACACCACCGUCACUUGUGUCCUGUCCAAUGAGGAUUGUGAUGACCGAGACAACCAAGAGUCGUACGUGGUGUUGGAGGGUGAACAGGGACCCAUGGUGUUCUUACAGUCCUCGCUGCCGCAGACCAACCAGUCAAAGCCUAUCAAAACGGAGCCUAAGGAGGUUAUAUUGCCAAAGAUUCCCGUCGCCUUUAACUUAAAAUCAGCAUCUAGAAAAGUACUUGUUAGUCAAAUCUUGGAGUGGGAAUCAAAUCUAGGACCAUUCAUGUUGGAAAAACCCAAAAUGACACCCGCUGAAAUAUUGGAAAGGGCGAAGGCGUUACAGAAAGCAAAAGCUCUAAUGUCCAUCCAGCCCACCAGAGGCCGCAGUAGGAAACGUAAGAGCGAGCUGCCCCCUCCCCACGAGCUGCUCUCAUCCCCUCAGUUCAAGCUGUUUCUGUACUCUUGCAAGCUGUGUAGCUUCAAAUGCAACGCUAUUAAAGAAUUAACAGCCCACAAGGCGGCGGAGCACGGCGGCGGCUCCACCCGCUGGCGGGGCGGGGGGCGCGCCGCCGCCAGCGCGCUGCAGUGCGCGCGCUGUCCCUACCGCGGGGCCACACACACGCAGUUAAUGAAACAUGUGAAAGAAAAACACCUGGAAAGUUCGUCGACGGCAGAUGUGAGUGUGAUAGGAGCCCGAUCGGGACAGUUACUGCUGGAGAGCUCAGAGGUCCUAGCGGCCGAUGUGUUGGUGUGCGGGGCGUGCGGGUUCGAGUCCGGGGAGAGGGAAGUCUUCCGAGACCACAUCGAACAGGAGCAUGGCGUGUCACCUUGCUGACUCACUUAGUUUCUCUGAUUACCCUCAUUUACACCAGUUCCUAUAUUCACAAAACCAUUCGUUUUGUUACAGUCAGUUAAGUAGUAAAUAAUAAAAAAU
Molecule: messenger RNA, 1143 nt
Organism: Melitaea cinxia (Glanville fritillary)
Lineage: Eukaryota; Metazoa; Arthropoda; Insecta; Lepidoptera; Nymphalidae
Exons: 10
Coding region: 1-1044 (347 amino acids)
Source: RefSeq, a predicted model, not a curated record